This is a messenger RNA of Vicia faba (fava bean), 1755 nucleotides long. Lineage: Eukaryota; Viridiplantae; Streptophyta; Magnoliopsida; Fabales; Fabaceae. The record is from the annotation of a GenBank genome assembly.
AUGGUUGCAGGAUGGAGAAAAGCGUUUUACACGUCCAAAGACAAAGACUCCAACUCCAAAGUGUUAGUAGAGACACACGGACACCCCCAACAUCUGGACUUGGAAAACAUCAAUGGAAGUCCUCAAAACAACCUCCGUUGUCGAACCUCUGAUUCCAAUUCACCACUUUCCGACAACAAAAGCAAUAACAGUCCCAAGUGGUCAUCAUCAUCAUCCCCUAAUUCUCCAUCAUCUUAUUACACUUUUCUCAAAUCUACCUUAGGCCUUUCCAAAAGUUUAUGUGGAAUUUGUUCCGAGAGUGUGAAAACUGGUGAAGGAAAAGCAAUUUUCACAGCUGAAUGUUCUCAUAUUUUUCACUUUCCAUGCAUAGCAGCUUACGUGAAAAAUCAACAAAUCACCACGUGCCCGGUAUGCGGCACUAACUGGAACGACCUUCAACCAGAGAAAACUAACUCCAAAACGACGACGUCGUUGAAGCUCCCAAACUACAACGACGAUGAGCCACUCUUGUCGUCUAGCUCGGUUUCACGUUUCAACACGAUACCUGAAUCAGAUGAAAACGAAGAAGAAGAUGAACAACAAGAAGGAGAAGAAGAUGAAGAAAACAUAAAACCUAUUGAAUUUCAAGGCUACGGUGUUUCUUCCACUAGAUCGUUUGAUGCGUUCUUGUUACCAGAGUCUGCUCUUAUUGCGUCUAACAAUAGUUUCAAGACUUUAAUUGCAGUGUUAAAGGUGAAGGCAAAGCCGUAUAAUGUAGUGGCAAAUCGGCCGCCGGUGGAUCUCGUGACGGUGAUGGAUAUCGGUUGUUGUGUUUCCGGUGAAGAUUUUUUGAUGCUGAAACAUUCAAUGCAAGUCGUAAUAUCUUCGCUCGGUUCAUCUGAUCGUCUCUCGGUUGUUUCAUUCUCCAGCGGAUCCAAACGGCUGUUUCCGUUGCGGAGGAUGACUGGCCGCGGUCGUAGAUCGGCGUGUCGCAUUGUAGACGCGCUUGUUACUAAUGAGGUGAACGGUGAUGAAGCUCCGGCGAGGAAGGAGGCGGUGAUGAAAGCAGCGAAAAUUCUAGAAGAUCGUCGGCAGAAGAAUUCUGUUACCAAAAUCAUACUCCUUACAAACUGUUAUGAAGAUAGGAGAUUAUCUUCCACGCGCUGCUCUCAUUUGAAAAUCCCUGUUCACGCUCUUAACUACUCACGCGCGCUUCAUGAUAGCGCGUUUUCAGAACGCGUCUUGAAUUUAUUGCGCGUGGUUGCUCAAGACAUCAAGUUUGAAUUCCAUAACACAACCUCGGAGGAGAUUGAAAUCGCCGCCGUUAAAUCCCCGUGUUCCGCCACGCUCGGAGAUAUUCAGGCGGAUGAGGAGCGUGAGUUGGUUGUUGAGUUAAAAGUGCCAUCAUUUCAUGGGUCCCACAGCCACGUUCUUUCCGUACGGUCCUCAUAUCGUGAUCCAUUUACUCAAGAGCUUGUUCAUUCUAAGGAGCGUUUGAUUAGUACUCCACGUUCCCUCCCCGUAGAAUCGUUAGACCCGAAGAUCAAACGGUUGAUACAAUUACAUUGGAGCGUUCGAACGAGCGCUCCAAUAAAAAAAUCGAGUCCUGAAACGGUUCAUGAAUGGUUGCGGAGACUUCAAGCUGAAGAAAAGGUUGAGUCGUUCACGCCGAUAUCGGCUUGGAAAGCAGCUGAGAAACUGGCUAAAGUGGCUAUGAUGAGAAAGUCUAUGAAUAAAGUCAGUGAUUUACAUGGCUUUGAGGAUGCAAGAUUUUAA